GAGCUGCUUUUCAGUGUCACACAUCAAUGCCAGUCAGUGCCACCUAUCAGUGCUGCCAAUCAGUGCCGCCUAUCAGUGUUAGUCAGUGCCGCUUAUCAGUGUGCAUCAGUGUCGCCUAUAAGUGCCCGUCAGUGUCGCCUAACAGUGCCAGCCAGUGCCACCUAACAGUGUCAGUCGGUGCCAUGUAUCAGUGCCAGUCAGUGCCGCCUAUCAGUGCCAUCAGUGCCUCCUCAUCAUCAGUGCCCAUCAGUGCCACCUAUCAGUGUCCAUCAGUG
Molecule: messenger RNA, 275 nt
Organism: Staurois parvus
Lineage: Eukaryota; Metazoa; Chordata; Amphibia; Anura; Ranidae
Source: the annotation of a GenBank genome assembly